UGCAAGCCCUGUUGUUGGGUAUUCCCCGUCAUCGGAGCUGGGGGCCAAAAUUCCACCUUUUUGUGCAUCAACGCCGCUCACGAUAUUUCCAACUUACUUCUUGUCAUAAUUGCAAGAGGAGAAGCUGGUCAACUAUCGCGAUAUGGCCGCCCUCCCUGAUCCUACCGCCGACCUUGGCUGGUCCGGCUACGCUGGUGCCAUCCACGAGAUUUUCCGCCGACAAGCUGAAGCCAAUCCGGAUCGCCUGUGCGUCAUUGAGACCAAGUCGUCUGCCACGCCCGAGAGACGAUUCACGUAUCGCCAGAUCUACGAGGCCUCAAACACACUUGCACACUAUCUUCACGAUGCCGGAAUUACCAACGGAGACGUCGUCAUGAUCUGGGCGCACCGUUCCGUAGACUUGGUGGUCAGCUUAAUGGGCAUUCUGGCCGCCGGUGCUACCAUGACUGUGUUGGACCCUGCGUACCCCCCAGCACGGCAGCAAAUCUACCUCGAGGUGUCCCAGCCCCGUGCUUUGCUUCGAAUCGGCCGUGCGACGGACGAAAACGGCCCACUGGCGCCUUUGGUGCAACAAUAUAUCGAUAGCGAGCUGCAGUUGAAGGCCGACGUCCCUGAGUUGCGCCUUCAUGAUGACGGCUACCUCUCUGGCGGCCAGAUCGACGGUAAAGAUGUCUUCGAAAAGGCCAGGCAGUCUGGUGCAGGUGCGCCACCAGAUGUCGUCGUCGGCCCGGACUCAAAUCCCACCUUGUCUUUCACCUCCGGAAGCGAAGGACGACCCAAGGGUGUUUUAGGUCGCCACGAUAGUUUGGCACGCUAUUUCCCCUGGAUGGCCGAGCGCUUCAACUUGACCUCGGACAGCAAAUUCACUAUGCUUUCCGGUAUCGCUCAUGAUCCUAUCCAGCGAGAUAUCUUCACGCCGCUCUUCCUCGGUGCCCAACUACUGGUUCCUGCCAAGGAGGACAUUCAGCAUGAGAAGCUUGCGGAGUGGUUCCGUGACCAUCAACCAACAGUGAGUCAUUUGACCCCGGCCAUGGGCCAAAUCCUUGUCGGAGGGGCCACGGCAGAAUUCCCAAGCCUGCAGAGCGUCUUCUUUGUAGGCGAUGUUCUCACAACCAGAGAUUGCCGGACACUUAGAAAGCUAGCCGAGAAUGCCAACAUCAUCAACAUGUUCGGCUCUACGGAGACACAAAGAGCCGUCAGUUACUACGAGGUCCCAAGCAGGGCCAGAGACUCUGGCUUCAUGGAUAAGCUCAAGGACACCGUUCCAGCCGGAACAGGAAUGGAGGGUGUCCAACUCUUGGUUGUACACCGGGAAGACCGUACCAAGCUUUGUGGGGUUGGCGAAACAGGCGAAAUAUACGUUCGUGCCGCUGGUCUCGCCGAAGGCUACCUAGGCGACCCCCAGAAGAACCAAGAGAAGUUUGUGACGAAUUGGUUUGUCGAUGAGAAGAAAUGGGCCGAACUGGACCAGCAACUCAACAAGAAUGAGCCAUGGAGAAAAUACUACCAAGGUCCUCGUGACAGGAUGUACCGGACAGGAGAUCUUGGAAAGUACCUCGAGUCUGGCGAUGUUGAGUGUACUGGACGUGCUGAUGAUCAGGUCAAGAUUCGUGGUUUCAGAAUCGAGCUCAACGAGAUCGAUAGCAACCUGAGCCAAAGUCCUCUGAUCCGGGAUUGCAAAACCCUUGUUCGAAGAGAUCGUAAUGAGGAACAAACGUUGGUGAGCUAUAUCGUGCCUGAAACGGCAGAAUGGCACCGAUUUCUCUCCACGAGAGAGAUCGAGGACGUCGAAGAUGAGGGAUUGGAAAUGGGUACCGUGAAAGUCUACUUGAAGAAGUACCGAGUCUUGCAGACGGAGGUGAGAGAUCACUUGAAAACUCGUCUACCGGCCUAUGCAGUACCCACGAUUUAUAUCGUUCUCAACAAACUUCCCCUGAACCCCAACGGCAAGGUUGACAAGCCCAAUCUUCCCUUCCCUGAUGUAGCUGAGCGUGUAGAGGAUGCCUCAGAGGAAGACUUGAAGAGCUGGGAGGCUCUUUCCGAGACGGCCAAAACGGUAGCCCAGCAGUGGGCGGAUAUCGUCCGUGGUCUAAACCCGAAGACAAUUCGACCCGAGCACAACUUCUUCGAUCUCGGCGGACACAGUCUUCUAGCACAGCAAUUGCUUCUCAAUCUAAGAAAGAAUCUGGGCACCAACGUUUCUAUCAACACACUUUAUGAAUUUCCCAGCCUAGGUGCUUUCAGCGAUGCAAUAGAGAAGCAACAACAGAAGUCCAAUGGCAUCGUGACCAAGGACACUGAGGAAGGGGAUCCGGAAUACGCAAAGUCGCUGGAUGAACUAACUGGUCGGCUGGCUCAGAAAUAUCAGACGGCCAACUUGGAUGCCAUUUCUGCUUCAGGGCAACUCACUGUUUUCCUGACCGGGGCGACUGGAUUUCUGGGAGCUUACCUGGUCAAAGAUAUCCUUGAACGUACGCGCCGUAGCAUUAAUCUCAUUGCUCACGUACGUGGUGUAAAGGAUCCUGCUGGAGCCCUCGACCGACUCAGGCGCUCGAUAAGUGCCUAUGGCCUUUGGAAAGAUGAGUGGUUGUCCAGGUUGAGUUGUGUAGUGGGAGACUUGUCGCAGCCCAGACUCGGUCUCGACGACGCAAGCUGGAAGAAGGUGGCAAAUGAGGCAGACGUUGUCAUCCACAACGGCGCUUCGGUGCACUGGGUUAAAAGAUAUCACGAUAUGAUGACCUCGAAUGUUCUGUCCACUCUUGAUGCGAUGGCGCUUUGCAACGAAGGAAAGCCGAAGACGUUUACUUUUGUCAGUUCUACAAGCGUACUCGACACAGAUCAUUACAUCAACCUGUCCCACCAGCAGACAAGUACCGGUCAAGGUGCAAUCUAUGAAGAUGACGACAUGCAGGGCAGUCGGAGAGGCCUUGGUACAGGUUACGGUCAAACAAAGUGGGUAUCGGAGCAGCUCGUUCGUGAGGCAGGAAGACGUGGUCUAUCAGGAUCCUGUAUCCGAGCAGGCUACAUCCUGGGCGACAUGUUCACCGGUGUCUGCAACACUGACGAUUUCCUGAUCCGUAUCCUCAAGGGCUGUGUUCAACUGUCGGCACGUCCUCGCAUCAUCAACACUGUCAACGCUUGCCCAGUUAACCAUGUCUCUCGAGUCGUCGUCGCUGCUGCUCUUAACCCGAUUCCGGACGGUGUUCACGUUAUUCACCUGACUGCUCACCCUCGACUCCGCAUGAGCGAGUAUUUGUCCAUCCUGGAGUACUAUGGCUUCAAAACUCCUGAAGUUAGUUACGAUGACUGGAAAAACGAGCUGGAGAAGUUCGUCUCCGCUGGAGCUCUUGAAAAGGAUCAAGAACAGCAUGCACUAAUGCCACUGUUCCAUUUCUGCAUGAACGACCUUCCGGCAAACACUCGCGCUCCCGAGAUGGACGAUCGCAACUGUGUCGCAGUACUCAAGGCAGAUGCCAACAAUUGGACAGGAGUCGAUGAGAGUUUCGGUUACGGCAUCACUAGGGAAGACGUUGGCAAGUACCUAGGCUACCUUGCCAAGAUUAACUUUAUCCCCUUGCCAACGGAAAAGGGAAGGUCACUACCCGAGAUCACUGUCGACGCUCAAGCUAUCGGUGGCCGUGGUGGUGCUGCAUAGAUCAUAUAUAUACACCAGUCUUUUUCGGAGUUUUAAGGGUAAAAUGCAAAAAGCGAUCUGGGGUAUUUCCAAAACUUAAAAGCCGCUGAUAGACCGACAAGAACAAUACACGAAUAUGUGCGCAUG
Messenger RNA from Truncatella angustata, 3781 nucleotides. RefSeq lists its product as uncharacterized. The coding region runs from base 143 to 3655 and encodes 1170 amino acids. Gene Ontology annotation, biological process: L-lysine biosynthetic process. Gene Ontology annotation, molecular function: L-aminoadipate-semialdehyde dehydrogenase [NAD(P)+] activity. The record is from RefSeq and is a predicted model, not a curated record. The transcript is spliced from 2 exons. NCBI's taxonomy places the organism in Eukaryota, Fungi, Ascomycota, Sordariomycetes, Amphisphaeriales, Sporocadaceae.